Pneumocystis carinii B80 is the source of this 1623-nucleotide messenger RNA. RefSeq lists its product as hypothetical. Gene Ontology annotation, cellular component: membrane. Lineage: Eukaryota; Fungi; Ascomycota; Pneumocystomycetes; Pneumocystales; Pneumocystaceae. The coding region runs from base 45 to 1577 and encodes 510 amino acids. Gene Ontology annotation, molecular function: transmembrane transporter activity. The transcript is spliced from 8 exons. Gene Ontology annotation, biological process: transmembrane transport. The record is from RefSeq and is a predicted model, not a curated record.
CAAAUUUUUCACCAGAAAUUUAAAAUAUUUUUGGAUUUUUUUAAAUGGAUGAAACCCAUAUAAAAGAAGAAAAAGAGAAUGAAGAACAAACUAAUAAUCAACUGGAUUUUACUUUAGAUGAUUCCAGAUUUGAUAAGGAAUAUGACAAGAAAGUUGUACGUCGAAUUGAUUUAAUUACAGUUCCAAUAGCUAUUAUCUUUUACUUUUUGUCAUAUCUUGACCGUACAAAUAUAGGAAAUGCUCGUCUCUCUGGCUUAGAGAAGGACUUGAAUAUUACAGAGAAACAAUUUAAAUUUUCUUUGACUAUAUUAUUCAUUCCUUAUAUUCUUAUGGAUAUACCCUCAAAUCUUAUUAUGAAAAAAAUUAAACCUAAUAUAUGGUUACCAACUCUUAUUCUUUCUUUCGGAAUAGUAGGAACAUUUCAAGGAUUUAUUAAAACAGUAAAUCAAUUGUACGCAUGUCGUUUCUUUCUAGGAUUAGCUUCGGGAGGUGUUUUUCCUGGCAUUAUUCUUUAUCUUUCAGGUUGGUAUAAACCUCGUGAACGUCAACUUCGAAUAGGCAUGUUUUGGUCUGCUAGUAUUGUAUCAGGUACAUUAGGGGGGUUUAUCGCAGCAGCACUUGAAACUAUGAGAGGAUUAGGAGGAUUAAAUGGCUGGUCUUGGAUUUUUAUAAUAGAAGGAUUAAUAACAAUAUUUUUUGGCAUUUUAGGAUAUUUUGUGAUGCCACAAGGAAUUGAAAAUGCACGUUUUCUAAAUAGCGAUCAAAAAUAUUGGGCAUCUAAAAGACUCCUCUUAGAAGAACAACGUACAUCUUCAAUAGUUAUAUCACAUCCUGAUACAGGAGAGAUGCCAUAUGAUAAUAAGCGUUUUAAAUGGUCAUACGUGGCCUCUACAUUCAAAUCGCCUCAUAUAAUAUUAUUAGCAUUUAUUGCACUUUCUUCCGGUCUUAAUGUUUACUCUUAUGCAUAUUUUAUGCCAACUAUAAUUAGGUCAUUUAUUGGAGCGGACAAACGAAUUGAAAUAAUACAAUUGUUAACAAUACCACCAUAUUUGAUUCCUUUAGUAACUAUAUUACUGACAUCUUACUAUGCAGAUAAAAAAUUCCAGCGAAUAUAUAUAAUGAUUGUCUUUACUACAAUUGCUGCUAUCGGAAUGAUUAUUGCAUACUUUAAUAUUAGUUCUAAUUUCAAUUAUUUUUCUACGUUUCUUAUAAUUUGUGGUAUAUAUACAGUUUUUCCGUCAUAUCUAGCAAUAGCAAGCAAUAAUGUAGCACCAUAUUAUAAAAGAGCAACAACAAUAGGUCUUCUUAUAGUUAUGUCAAAUAGCGGUGGCAUAUUAUCUUCUUGGAUGUUUAAUAAGAGUGAAGCACCUAGAUAUGCUAUUUCCUACAGCAUUAUUUUUACAUUAACAGUUAUUUCCAUCUUUCUUUCUAUCAUUUUGAGAAUUUAUUAUGUUAAAGAGAAUAAUAGAAGACAAAAAUUAUUAGCAGAAAAAGCGCAGUCAUUUAAUACAUUAGAAGAAUUUUAUAAGGCAUGUGAUCAAGGUGAUAGACAUGUUGGAUUUAAAUAUUCAUUAUAAAAAAAAAAAUCUAAAUUGUCUAUUUUAUGUAACUAAAAAAACAUUC